UUUUAACUUUUUGAUCAGGCUAACAGUGCAAGGCUGCAAGCCACUUGUCAAGCACUAGCCUUUAUGAGAUUUAUUUCCGACUUAAAUGUGAUUUUCAUUCAUGGCCGUCCUUUCCAAGGGUCUGCUCAUCAAGUUUCUUCAGCUCUGUCUCUGUGCUUUCAUUAUGGGGUACAUUCAAAUCUUAGCUGAGUCAACGGUACUGGUUCACUUCGCUAGAGCUCCACCAGCACGGUCAAGGUACUCUUACGCUGUUUUCCGGUACUCUGCACUAACAAUUGAUGGCUCCGAUGCAUGCAGAGAUAGAAUGUGUUACAUACACUGUCAGCUUGAUGGCCAAACUCUGAGUCCAUGUCCAGCCAAGGACAUAGUAUUCAGAAACUUGACAGUCAACAGUGACCAUGAGUUUCUUGUCAAUGUCACAACUUCUGAUGGACAAACGAACUCAUCAGCUUACUCAUGGUUCAUUGAUACAAUUCCGCCAACUGCAACAAUUUUUAGCGAAAAGAAUUAUACAAGCGCUGAAAGAAUCGCCAUUGAUAUUAGUUUCAGUGAAGCUUGCACUGGGAAGGGUGGCUUUAGGUGUGUAAACUCAUCAAAAUGUGAUAUUAUAAUACAUGGUCCAGCUUAUGUACGUGCAUCUUCCUCACGCAUGAUUAAACCUAGCAUUAAGUACAGCCUCGAUGUGAUACUCUCCUUUACGAGUAUGAAUGGUCGUGUCGUUAUCAGGCUGGCAGAUAAAUUUUGUACAGAUCAGGCUGGAAAUAGCUUUACAAGGACAGACGGUUCCACUGUAAUCAUUCACUUUGAUAGAAGGCCAGUGCUAGCAGAUUUGUGGACCUCUGUUCCUGCUUAUGAGUUAGUGAUGAAUGGAGUCCUGAGAACAGUCCUUGCAACUAACAAAAUGGAGGAUAUGAAAAUAUUUUUAGGCUUCAGCAUCCCCAUUAUAAAUACUACAGAGCAGGUCCUUAAUGCAAUGAGUGUCAAUUCGGGCAAAUUAAUGCCUAUUCAUCGCAGAAAUCAAGGAAGUCGUCAGUUUGAUUUCCAAAUCAGGAAUAUAACUGGAACUAAAAUUGUUGUCAUUGAACUACAAGCUGGAUUACUAUUUGGCAGGACAGGCACUCCUGUCUCACAGGUUCCCUCAGUUACAUUUCUUUAUGAUUCUAAGGAGACCGGUGUAGGGCUGAGUACUAGUUCUCCAAAUGUUACCAAGGGUCACAGCAUCAAUGUAGUAGUUGAGUUUACUAAUCCGGUUUUUGGCUUUAAAGCCUCAAUGGUAAAUGUGGUCGGGGGUAGAAUAACAAGGUUUAGGGAACUUUCAAGAGCUCUGUACUCCUUGAAUGUAUUUGCAAUCUCUGACAAUAUGGUGUCAAUUGCUGUUCCUGCAGGGAAGGUAUAUGAUAUAUCAGGAAAUCUUAACGUGGCUUCUAACAAACUUGAAGUGAAACACUAUUCAACCCCUGUAAUAUCAAUGGCACUGCAGUCAUUCAUUAGUGCGGGUAUACUAGCAACAUCAUUAGCAGCUGCUAUUCUCUCAAUUUCAAAUGCACAUCUUGAAGCAGUGGGAAUUGCUUCUGAGAGAUACCAUGCUGUUGCCUCUGAUUCCUCAAUGAAUCUACAUGGUCUGGUUGGACACCUUCAAGUUUUUGUCCUCUCAGACCGGCUCUCAGUCAACCAGCCAAUUGAAUAUUUUGAGACAACCAAAGGUCUUUGGUGGCUCAUACCUCGUCAUAAGCUUCCAUGGAAAAAGGAUAGUGGUUCAGAUUUAUACCACCAUGUGUACUUGGCUGUAGAGAAUAUUGGCUCGUCCGCAAGGGGGUCUUCACAUAAAGGGGCUAGCGUUCAAUUUGACUCAUAUCUAGCCAAUGCUUCAUAUAUGUUGAGUAAAGUACCAGUUCCCAUUGAGAUAGGUCCCCAGUCUGGUUGGCUUCUUGGGCAGCAUUACAUGCAUAUGACUCCUUAUGGAUUACCCCUUCAUUCAAAUGAAUAUUUCAUGGAUUUCCUGAGAGGAGAGCCAUUGUUUGCUAGCAAUGUCAUCAAGGGAAUGGAUAAUUACCUAGGGUAG
Messenger RNA from Argentina anserina (silverweed cinquefoil), 2062 nucleotides. RefSeq lists its product as uncharacterized. The coding region runs from base 101 to 2062 and encodes 653 amino acids. The record is from RefSeq and is a predicted model, not a curated record. NCBI's taxonomy places the organism in Eukaryota, Viridiplantae, Streptophyta, Magnoliopsida, Rosales, Rosaceae. The transcript has 12 exons.